AUGGAUUUUACACUAUUUAACUAUAGUCAGAAGCGACUCUUAUCAGCAACAGUUAUUUCUUUAUUGGUUGGUUAUAUGCUUAGUGUUACCAAUAUUCCUCGUGGAGUUAUGUCUCAAGUCCUUGGACUUAAGUAUUAUAAGCUAAAUUCCAAUGAUAUUCACGAAUGGACUUUAGAAAUUCAAAAUAACAAAGUUGAAACCAAUAUAUUUUUAGUCUUAAACUUAAGCAUAUGUAUUGGAGCAGUAGUAGGCUCACUUCUUUGGGUAUUUAUUUUUGAAGUUCUAGGUUUUGUUAGGAGUAUUGUACUGGUAUACACGUUAUUUAUAUUGGGUUCAUUAUUUUGUAUGUUUUUAUCAAUAUCAAUGUGUCUUAUUGGUAGAUUCUUAUGUGGAGUAGGGAUUGGAAUUGCAUUUCUCAUUAUUCCAAGGUAUAUCAAAGCAGUGACAGGUAGACAAAAUCAAAAUCUCUAUUCAACUCUUCAUAAUACAAUGUUCUGUUGUGGAAUUCUGAUGGGAAAUAUUAUAAGUUGGAUUGUUCCAACUAUAUCUGUAUUUUUAAUUAAUUUAAGUUUAACAUUUUCUUUUAAAAGUAGUGAUAGCUUUGAAGAUGCUAUUGUUGAUCUUCCUCAUUUAUACAAUAUUUUGGAAAUUUUGAAGUUUGAGACUAAAAUAACUGAUAAACAAAUAACCAUGAAGUUAUUACCUAUUCUUCAAUAUAUUCAACAAUCCUUCCUAUCUGUGAAACUUUUAUUUGGAGUCCCAUUUAUUGUUUCAUUUAUUAUGGUUCUCAUUUGGUCCUAUAAUUUCUUAGAGGAAACUCCCGAAUUUUACAUAGAAAGAGAUGAUUUACGAUCAGCAGAGACAGCUGCUCGCAAUAUACAUGGUGUUGAGAACACCACCAUCAUUAUAGACAAUUUAAGGAAACAGCUAAACGAGUAUAAAAAAGAUCAGCAUAUUAACAUUUACACUAUAUUAUUUUUCUUUCCAAUACGUAGAAUUAUACUACUGCUACCUAUUGUUGCUUGUUCCGAAGUUCUAACUGGAUUCUUUUCUUUUAUAAUUUAUAGUGGAAUUAUCUUUACGCAAGCACAACUACCAAGUACUUUGAUUCCUAGAUGUGUUACACUUGUGGAUUGUUUCUUGAUUAUAUCUACUCUUACUGGUACAUUCUUUGCCAACUAUAUUGCUAAAAGACGCCUUUUAUUUAUUGGACUUGCCUCAAUACUGUUGUCAUUAUUACCAGUUAGUUUAUUGCCAUUUUUUUCUGCAGGGAAAUACAAGUUUCCAAACCUCGUUGUUGUUUGCGCAAUUGCUCUUGUUUCUAGUUCUGGUUUUGGAGUUUCACCUGUUUGUUCAAUAUUCAUCAAGUAUUGUAUACCUAUGCAACUUCAACAUAAAAUUCUUCCUAUCCUGAGUAUAUUUUAUUGGAUUUCGGCUACAAUAUCAAUCAUUAUUGUUGAGUUAUUACCUCUAUUUCUUUCAAUGCUUAUAUUUACAUCAUUAUCAUUUCUCGUUCUUGCUUCAUAUUCUAUAAUAAAUUUCCAAGAUCCCAAAUUGUUAGUCAAACAGUUCACACGAGAUAAACUUGAGCAAAUUGAGAUACUGCUAGGUUAG
Messenger RNA from Cryptosporidium muris RN66, 1614 nucleotides. RefSeq names its product major facilitator superfamily transporter. Gene Ontology annotation, molecular function: hexose transmembrane transporter activity. The record is from RefSeq and is a predicted model, not a curated record. Gene Ontology annotation, biological process: monosaccharide transmembrane transport. Bases 1 to 1614 code for a protein of 537 amino acids. The transcript has a single exon. Gene Ontology annotation, cellular component: membrane. Lineage: Eukaryota; Apicomplexa; Conoidasida; Eucoccidiorida; Cryptosporidiidae.